GCCGACCCACAGCGUCUUCGUCGCUCGUUGCGCGAGCAAUGCGUAAACGGCGCUCCCUUUUCUCUUCCAGAGAGACACAGCACAGCUGCGUCCAGACAGAGCCGCGGACCACGAGGGAGGCGGGGGUCCAGGGGCGCCGCUGUUGCGACGCAGAGGUCCAAGCGUCGCCGCAAGCCAUGCCGACCGUGGAGCCCAGGGCAUAUGAUUGGCCGUCCCUUGCAACGUUCAUGCGGCAGGCCUACCCAAAGAUGUUGCAGGAGCUCGAGAAAUCAUCGCGCAGCAGCGCCUUUCGUGGCUACAGGCUGCUGGCCGACACUUGCGAAGGCAGUGCGUCCCGGCUCUACUGCAACAUGACGUUGCCCCGAGAGCUUGUCUGCACUGGCUCUUCAUGGAAUGCCACUGGCUCCGUCAUAGCCAUUUCGUGUGGAGUUGCCAAUCACGAUGAGUGGUGCACACACGAAGCCGGGGUGUUUCUCUGGAAUCCCCACCGCUCACACACUUUCAACCAGACCGGCGGUUUCCUCCCCACGGACACCUGCGUCACCUCCGUCGCUUUUCACCCACAAAGGGCGUCAGUUUUGGUUGCAGGCACAGUGCACGGAGACAUCAUGAUCUGGGACAUGCAGAAUACAAGUGACCAGUGGGCUUCAUCCCCAAAUGUCAUGCAUGACAAUCACCGAGAUUUGGUGAAAUGCGUUGAGUGGAUCGGAAACACUGAAGAUUCGAACUUUCUGCUAAGCUGUGGUUUAGACGGCAUGGUUAUCCAAUGGAGACAUGAUACUCGAAAGAGCAACCUUGAAGUCGUCAACUACUUCUUACUGCUAGCAGAAAACGUACGACUCCACAAGCAGGUUCCAAGCGGAGGAAGCGGAACACAUGUCGGAGUGACGUCACUUGCCAAGAACCAUUUCGACGACGCCGUCUUCGUGAUGGGAACUGAAGGAGGCGGAGUUCUCCAAGGGUCGCUCAGUCUUUCGCGGCCGAUAGCAUCCCUAGUCGUGGGCCACGGAUCGCUAGAGCGCACCUACAGCUGUCCAGUCGUGGCACGAUUCCCUCCCCACCGUGGUCACACACUCGACGUCCACUCGUCUCCCUUCGAGAGGAAUGUGUUUGCGUCAGGCGGCAUGGACAGAGAAGUCAAAGUGUUCAGCUUGCUGCAGCUGGAGCCCGUGCUGACCAUUCCACUUCCAGAGGCGGCCAUUAGGGUCCGUUGGUCUCCUUCGCAGCCGACUCUGCUAGCGGCGCUUCAGGGCGACGGCCGCCUUGACUUCUACGACCUGCGUCGCACCACAGCUCCCGUGGCGGAGUUUCCACUGAGCGCUGAACGUGGCGCUGGCACUAGCCUCGAGUACUGCGCGCGCAGCCCAGACCUGGUCUUCGUCAGUCGCGGGCCCGGCAACACGCAAGUCUGGCAGCUGGGUUCCAAGUUGGUGGCGGCAGGCGAAGUAAACCAGAGCGACCUCAUCAGGGAUGUGGCCAAUGGCACGUUUGCAUCCGAGUAGCCCGCACUCCUCGGGUCGAUAGCCAACAUCCAACAUUGGCUACGUCCAGUGAACUUUGUUCGCUCACGGAAACGAGAGUGGAGGUGCACCUUUCAUCGGGAUUGACGUUUCAUUGAGAACGACAUGAAAGAAGGAAGUACACGGAUGAUCCUUCACAUUCGCCCCACACGCGGCUAGAAAAAUAUUUCGAAAGAAAGGGCUCCCAACUAAUGGAAUGAACUGCACUGGGCCCCAGAUGACGUCGUGGCUGUAUGCGUUUAGGGUGCCUCAAUCAUUGAGGCGCCUUAUAUGCGUUGCUCGUUGCAGCUACGAAGGGCAUCGUCACAAUGUCGCAAAGGAGGCCUGCGACGAAGCGAGUUUCAUGGAAAUAUAUUCCAAGUUUACAUGCGCUAACGUUCACGAGCCAAAGCUUUGAAAACUCGUGGUUUACGCGUGUGUGAUAUAAGAUUUAAUAAGCUUUGCUCCGUUAACUAAAGCUACGGAAUUAGUUAAGUUAAACUCUUAAUAAAAGUAAAGAAGUUAA
Messenger RNA from Dermacentor albipictus, 2025 nucleotides. The record is from RefSeq and is a predicted model, not a curated record. Lineage: Eukaryota; Metazoa; Arthropoda; Arachnida; Ixodida; Ixodidae.